AUGGACCCUAAGAACCUUCAGAAGCAACGGGAGCCAGAGGAGCCGCGUUUUCUCAGUUUUCCACAUCUUCCAGACGAUGCGAAAAAUGAAAAUGGCCAGCCAGCACUCAACAAGUACUCGUCCACGCUCACCACGGGCCAUAACUUCCCUGGAGCACAGGCCAUGCUCUAUGCCGCUGGGGUACCCUCACGAGAAGCAAUGAAGACGCAGCCUCAUAUUGGUAUAGCAUCUGUUUGGUGGGAAGGCAAUCCAUGCAACAUGCACUUGCUGGACCUGGGCAAAGAAAUCAAAAAGCAUGUCCAGAACGACAAUAUGCUUGCGUGGCAGUACAACACCGUCGGUGUCUCGGAUGGCAUCACAAUGGGUGGCGAAGGAAUGCGCUUCUCUCUCCAAACGCGUGAAAUAAUAGCUGAUAGCAUUGAGACCGUUACAUGUGCCCAGCACCACGAUGCUUGCAUAGCGAUUCCGGGUUGUGAUAAGAAUAUGCCAGGAGUCAUUAUGGCAUUCGCAAGACACAACCGCCCUUCGCUCAUGGUUUAUGGCGGUUCCAUAAUGCCGGGCUACUCAGAGACACUCAAGAAGCCCAUCAACAUCUCUACAUGCUAUGAGAGCCACGGCGCAUACAUAUAUAAAAACUUGAAGAGCGCGAGUGAGGGUAAAUUCUCACCAGAUGAGAUCAUGGAAGACAUUGAGAGAAAUGCAUGCCCCGGUGCAGGCGCUUGUGGUGGCAUGUACACGGCAAACACCAUGUCUACGUCAAUCGAAGCAAUGGGCCUUACUCUACCCAACUCGUCCACUACGCCUGCGACCUCUCCCGCCAAGAUGCGCGAAUGUGCCAAAGCUGCUGCUGCCAUCCGUGUGUGCAUGGAAAAGAACAUUACACCGCGCAAACUUCUCACAAAAGCAUCUUUCGAAAACGCCCUUGUCAUGAUGAUGGUGCUGGGUGGCUCCACAAAUGCCGUCUUACAUCUUCUCGCCAUGGCCGGCACAGCGGGUGUUCCCUUGACUCUCGACGAUUUCCAACGCGUCUCAAACAAAAUACCCUUUCUCGCUGAUCUGGCUCCCAGUGGCCGUUACAUGGCAGCCGAUCUUUUCGAGAUUGGCGGCAUGCCCUCUGUUAUGAAAUUGCUCGUCGCUGCUAAGCUACUCGAUGGUUCCAUUCCCACUGUGACCGGAAAGACACUUGCGGAAAACAUCGAAGGAUACCCAUCUUUGCCCCAAGAUCAGACCCUCAUUCGCCCUCUAAGCAACCCAAUCAAACCCACUGGCCAUAUUGAGAUUCUCCGCGGUAACCUCGCACCCUCUGGUGCCGUAGCAAAGAUUACAGGAAAAGAAGGCUUGAAGUUCACGGGUAAAGCCAUCGUCUUCAACAAAGAGCACGAGCUGGACAGCGCGCUCAACCAAGGCAAGAUUCCACACGGCGAGAAUGUAGUAGUAGUAGUGCGCUACGAGGGUCCCAAGGGUGGCCCCGGAAUGCCGGAACAACUCAAAGCUUCGGCUGCCAUCAUGGGUGCCAAGCUGACCAAUGUCGCCUUGAUCACGGACGGUAGGUAUUCUGGCGCAUCCCACGGCUUCAUCGUGGGUCACAUUUGCCCCGAGGCGGCUGUAGGCGGUCCCAUUGCGGUUGUGCAGAAUGGCGACAUGAUCACGAUUGAUGCGGAAAAGAACAGGAUAGACAUGGACGUGAGCGAUGAGGAGAUUGAGAAGAGGCUGAAGGCGUGGGUGCCGCCUAGCAUGCCAGUUACGAGGGGUGUGCUGGCCAAGUAUGCAAGGCUAGUAGGCGAUGCUAGUCACGGCGCCAUGACUGACCUUUUUUAA
Molecule: messenger RNA, 1818 nt
Organism: Bipolaris zeicola 26-R-13
Lineage: Eukaryota; Fungi; Ascomycota; Dothideomycetes; Pleosporales; Pleosporaceae
Exons: 6
Coding region: 1-1818 (605 amino acids)
Biological process (GO): branched-chain amino acid biosynthetic process
Cellular component (GO): mitochondrion
Molecular function (GO): dihydroxy-acid dehydratase activity
Source: RefSeq, a predicted model, not a curated record